AUGGCGGGGCUGCUGGCCGCGCUGGUGGCGGUGUCGCAGAAGGCGGCGGAGGUGGCGCGGCUGUGCCGGGCGGAGGAGCCGCUGUUCCGGCUGCUCGUGGCCGAGAAGACGGGGCCCGACAGGAACGCUCGGUUCCUGCACGACUUCAAGACGCUGGCGGAUGUCCUGAUCCAGGAGGUCAUCAAGCACGACCUGGGGACACAGUUCCCCGAGCUCCGGGGACACAUCCAUGGGGAGGAGUCCAACGAGUUCAGGGACGCGGAGGACUCCACCAACGAGUUCAUCGGGGGCCGUGAGGACGUGGCCGCCGUCGAUGGCGUCGCCCCCGGGGGGCUGCGCUCGGCCCUGGUGCUCGUGGGGGCCUUCGAGCGCCGCACCGGGGUCCCCGUGCUGGGGGUCAUCAACGAGCCCUUCUUCCAGCGGGACCCCCAGACCCGUGCCCCCUGUGACCCCUCCCCUCCCCGCAGGUGGCAGGGUCGCUACCACUGGGGGGUGGCACACGGUGACACCCGGCUGUGCUCGCUGUCCCCUCCCGCGGCCCGGCCGUGUCCCCGCGUGGUGCUGAGCCGGGCCGAGGGGGCGGCGGUUCGGGGGGCUCUGGGCUCUCUGGGGGGGGGUCCCCCUCUCUUCGCUGCCGGGGCCGGCUACAAACUGCUCUGCGUGGCCCUGGGGCUGGCGGACGCCUUCGUGCUGUCACAAGCCACCACCUUCGCCUGGGACUCGUGCGCCCCCCACGCCAUCCUGCGAGCCCUGGGGGGGGGCGUGGUGGCCUUGGAGGGGGCUCUGCGGGCUCAGAGGGAGGGGGGCUCCGGGGACCCCCCCGAGCUCGUUUAUCACCGCCCGCAGCCGGGGCGAGCGGGGCCCGAGCGUUGGGCGAACAGGGAGGGGCUCGUGGCUUUCGUGCACCCCCAGCACCUGCGGGCCGUGCUGGCCGCGCUGGGCGAGCUGGGCGAGCUGGGCGAGCUGGGCGAGCUGGGAGAGCUGGCAAAGCUGCCAGGCUUGUGA
Messenger RNA from Sturnus vulgaris (Common starling), 1005 nucleotides. The record is from RefSeq and is a predicted model, not a curated record. NCBI's taxonomy places the organism in Eukaryota, Metazoa, Chordata, Aves, Passeriformes, Sturnidae.